Messenger RNA from Microplitis demolitor, 4742 nucleotides. RefSeq names its product glycosyltransferase-like protein gnt13. The record is from RefSeq and is a predicted model, not a curated record. The coding region runs from base 3460 to 4413 and encodes 317 amino acids. The transcript has 10 exons. Lineage: Eukaryota; Metazoa; Arthropoda; Insecta; Hymenoptera; Braconidae.
GAGGUCCCCUUUUGGUUACUAUUGCGCAUGACACGCAUUAAGUAGUGUUUAUCUUUAUAAAGUCAAGAAUAAUUUAGGAGGAUUAUUUUAUGUAAUUUUCAGCUAUUUUAGGAUUAAAUUUUAAUAAAAAUGGUGAACUGUUGUACUGUUUUAAAUUGUUUGAGUGGGAAAAAAAAGAGCGAAAGAAAAAUAAUGACUCCAAUCUUCGACAGACUUCUCUAUUUCAAAUUCCACAAGAUGUCGAUAAAUUGCGCAAAUAGAGCUUAGCAUUUGCGAGUUACGUUUUUCGGACGAUGACAUAAUUAAAAAAGAUAUGCUACCAAUAUUUAAUCAAGAUACUUAUAUUUCAAAUCGAAAGAAAUAUACUUUAAAGCCGAAUGCCAUUCCGAGAGUUGAUAGAAUUCCAAAUGUCGUGGAAGCUGCUUAUUUGCAAAUAGAUUCUGAUAAUGUACUUCCGGCCGCUAGAUCUCCCGAAGUUGAAACUUCUAAUAGUACUCCGGAUCUUAAUGAAAUAAGUUGUUUCUUGAGUUAUCAAAAUAAAUUUUUUUUCUUAGACUGAAGCGAAUUAUACAUUUCUUUUAUAUUUUAUUUAAUAGCAGUCUGAAAAUACUCAACAUGAAAAUUUAAGUCUAAGAGAAACAAAUUUUAACAGUGAUAGAUUAUUGGAAGCUUUGAAAACUAAUAUGUUGCCCCAAAAAUGGAGCUGGGCUAGUGAUGUAACGGAUAAUCAAAAAAUAUUUUUGUUUUAUGCUGAUCCCAAAUCUUUAUCAUUAAAAUUUCACGUUAAGAUAGAUGAAGCAUUAAAUAUUAUGGUGACUAACUUAAAAACCAAUAAGUCGACGGCAGUAACAUUUACUCUUUUAAAUAAAGAAGAUUUUUGGGAUUUAUUAAAAGAACUAGAAACUAUUAAUUUUUGUGAUGGCACAGGAUUCGAUAGCAACAGGUGUUCAGUAAGUUGUAAAAAUUUGUUGACAAAUGAAAAUCAACGAUAUUAUCAUGGUAUCACCCGAUGUCAACCUUGCCGAACUCUUCGGCGUCAACUCCAAAACCGUGAUAAUAAAAGUACCCAAAAUUUAAAACUGCAAUGUAAUAAGCUCAAACGUCAAUUAAUUUCCCAGAAGAGGAAGACUACGCUUACAGCGAAGGAUAAAUAAUGAACUAUCGAAAUUGAUUGAUGAUCAAAAAAUGAAAUGUGCUGCUGUUGAGGCUGAGACUCUAGAAAAGGCCAUCGCUGAUCUACCUGAAAUCCAACAAAAAGCUGUUCGAGCAUGUUUCGAUGCAGCUAAAGUAAAAAAUUCCAAACAGAGGAGAUACGAUAUUGAGUGGGUACACUUCUUAUUGACGAAGUAGCGUUGAGUGAAGGAAUCAAGUUAAACACAAGAACAAUGAAGAUAGAUGGAUUCGUUGAUUUGGGAGAUUAUACGCCAGGAAAAUUUUCAAAUACAAGAGCAGAUCAUGCUCUCGUAUUUAUGUAUCAGCCAUUUCAAGGUGAUUGGGUACAAGUGGUUGGAAGUUUUCUCAGCAAAAGUUCUGUUACUAGUGAAAUAUUGUCUAAACUGAUAAUAGAAUGUAUAGUAUUAAUUGAAAAAGCUGGGUUUCAUGUGGAUUGUGUUACGACCGACGCAGCCCAAUGGAAUCGGGGUGCAUGGAAGUUAUUUGGUAUAGAAGAUAGAAAAUUUAUCUGUAAGCAUCCUUAUGAUACUGAGAGACGACUAUGGUUUGCUUCUGAUUUUUGCCACUUGCUGAAAAACUUCAGAAAUGGAAUAAUUAAACUCCCUUCUUUCUGGACUCCGGAUGGUAUUAUCAAAAUGCUUCAUUGGGAAGCACUUUUGAAGCUUGAGGCAUAUCCCUCGCGGACCUGGAAUCACUGUAAAAUCACAGUGAAAUCACAGUGAGAUUAUAGUAAAAACAUUGUGAGACCAUGAUGAAAUUACAGUGAAAUCACCGUGAUUUUGUGCCAUUCGGUCACUGUAGUUUUAUGGUUAUCUCACAGUGAUUCAAUAGUGGUUUCACAGUGAUCUUAUUAUGUUAUCACAGUCGAUUCAUAGUUACCUCACAGUGGUAUUGCAGUGAUUUUAGUGUGGUACCACAGCCAAUUCACAGUGAAUUUCCAAUGAACUUACAGUAAAUUCACUGUGAAUUUACUGUAAGUUUACUGGAAAUUCACUGUGGAAAAAAAAUACAAAAAAAUUAUUAAAACCUACCAUCAUUUUUUUUCAAAUAAAAAAAAAACAAAAAUUUUCAAUGACUACCAUUUUUUAUUUUUUUUGUCAUUCUAUAAUAUCAAACUUUGAAGCUUUUUGCAAUUUUUUCCAUUAAACUUAUUUCUCAAAAUACAUCUUGAAAAUUUUUAAGUGUUCAGAGAACUUUGAAAUAAAAAAAAAGAAUACAAACAAAAUUUAAAAAUGGCCAUCAUGACACAAAUAUUCAGUUUAUUUAAAAAAAGUACAUAAAAAAGUUGAAGAAUGUUUGAACAACAUUUUUUUUGCUAUUCUAAAAUCACCAUAAAACUAUAGGCAAAUCACCAUUAAUUUGCUGUAGAAUCAUGGGGAAAUCACCAUUAAUUUACUGCGAAAUCAUGGUGAAAUCGUCAUUAAUUCACUGCGAAAAUCAUGGUGAAAACACUAUUGAUUUACUGUGAAAUCACCAUUACUUUACUGUGAAAUCAUUGUGAAAUCAGCAUUAAUUUACUGUGAAAUCAUGAUGAAAUCACUACUAAAUCACAAUGACAAAAUGGCACAAAAUCACUGUGAAUUCACUAUAAAAUCACCGUAAAUACACCGUCAAAUUACGGUGAAAGUGAAUUCACUGUGAUUUCACAGUGAUUCUAAGUCCGCGAGGGAUGGUAAAAUGAACUUGAAAAUAGGUUUCAAAUUAUCACCUCAUCAUUUAAAGCCUGAAGGCUUUCAAAAAAUGAAUGUCUUGCUCGCUACGCAGUUAUUUUCACGUCAAUUAAGAGUAGCUAUGUCAAUGUAUAAAGAUGAAUGUUAUGAGCUGCACGACUGUGAACCUACAAUAUCUUUUAUGGAAAAAGUAGAUAAUGUAAUCACAGCUAUGAACUCUCAAACCCCAGAAAACGCUUUACGUCCAGACACUAACUAUUCAAUGAGAAAGGUAUUUCAAUGAGUAUUAAAAUAACAUAUUGAUUACAUAAUUUCAGUCUUUUGACAUCAAUAUUCUAAGGCUUCAGCCAAUAAAACGAUACCGCAGUUAAUUAAGUGCUAUUGUUGACUUUGAUCAAUAUCUCCGCGAUUGGGAGAAAAAAGCUAAAGAGGAGAUAACAAAACAAAAAGCAGAAAAAAAAAGAAGAAGGCAAAUAAAGCUGAUGAUUUCGAUAAUUUUGAGGAGGAUUUUGAGUUUUUAAUCACAACCAGUACUUUAACUGGCUUUAAAGUAACUCUCGGAACUACUUUGGAAUUACUUGAAUUUUUACAUGAUAAGUGUAAUUAUGAUUACCUCAUGACAUCGCGAUUGAAUCAAGAUGCUUUGGAAAAAUUCUUCGGAAUUAUGCGGUCAGCUUGUGGAUGUAACGACCACCCGGAUCCAAUACUUUUUGGCCAAGUUUUCCGUCUUCUCUGCAGCUAUUCUCUAGCAACACCACCGAGGGGUUCCAACGUCACCGGUGGGGAAUUACUAAAAUCAUUAAUGCACACUAAAGAAUCAUUAACUGCAUCUAGUCAAAAUAAAAAAAUUUGGCUCGAUAAAAUUGAUUCUAUUGUUAAAACAGGAAUAGCAAAUGAGAACCCAAGAUUUUUUAAUAAUAAUGAUGGUGAACGUUUACCUUUUGAGCAUUGGGUCGAUGAAACUAGUGAUGAAAGUGAUGACAAUGAAACUACUGAUGUCUGUGAUUUUAAUAAAAGAAAUGUGAACUCUACUCAUAGAGAAAAUAACUGUGAUGAUAAUAAUAAUAAUUUAAGUGAUGUUGAAAAAUCUAACUAUUGUGAUGCUGAUACUAAUAAUGAUAGUAAUAGUGCUUGUUAUGUUUCUACUAAUAAUAAUAAUAAUGAUAAUGGUGAUAAUAGUUCGGCUAAUGCUAAUGAUAAUUAUAACGAUAAGUCGCCGGAGACACCCUUAGUUAAUAAUACCUCUGACAAUGGAGAUAGGUCUAAUAUUUCAAAUGAUGAUUACGUUCAUUUGGAUCAUGGUUAUGACAUAACGCAUACUAGUGAUCAUGUCGUUUCAUACAUUGCAGGAUUCAUGGCCAGAAAAGUUUCUCGUUUUACGAAGUGUUUAGACUGUAAAGAAAUGUUAACUGCUUCAUUUCCAACGGAACGUGACAAAUUAAUUGAAAAAAUGAGCGAUGGAAAUUUAAUUUAUCCAAGUGAGGCUUUAUUUUUACUCAUAAGACAAUUAGAAAUUCAAGUAUUAAUAGUUGUUGCAACAAAAAAUUUUACAUCGGAUGCAAUGUUUUAAAUUCUUGAAAAAGUUUCACAACUUGAUGAUUUACCAAUUCUUGGAUGUGAAAAACACCGCAAAGAAUUUAUGAUUAAUAUUAUAAAUAAUUUUAUUGUGAUGAGAGGCCAUUUUUUGACCGAUUCUUUCAAUCGCAAUGUAAACAAUCGUCAAAUAAUGACUGAACGUAUGCGCAAAUUUGCGAAAAAAUAAUAUUUGUCCCUAACUCUGUACUUAUCUUUAAUUAAACUUAAUUGUUGCUUGUUUCGAUGUCCCUAUUAAUAAUUUUUACAUAAAUAAUAAUGAAUAUUUGUUUAUAUUUAUAACAAUAAAUAUUUUUCUAUUUAAAA